GGCUUCGGGGUUGCAGCUGGAGAAUAUUGGCUGGGGAACGAGGCCGUCCAUUAUUUGACCAGCCAGGCUGCCUACACGCUACGGGUGGAGCUUCUGGACUGGGAAGGCAACCAGGCUUAUGCCCAGUACGACAAAGUCCGGCUGACAGGCGAGCGCCAGCGCUACAGGCUUGCCCUGAAAGGCUACAAGGGCUCGGCUGGACUCCAAAGUGCCCUGCCUCUCCAGGGGACAUCCUUCAGCACUUGGGACUCCGAUAACGACAACUGCAUGUGCAAAUGUGCCCAGAUGCUCUCUGGUGGCUGGUGGUUUGAUGCCUGCGGCCAAUCCAAUUUAAACGGUAUUUAUUAUCCGGCUCGACACAACAUCCGGAAAUUGAACGGAGUCCGCUGGCAUUACUUCCAAGGCCCAGGAUACUCAUUAAAAGCCACACGGAUGAUGAUCAGGCCUUCCGGGGUCGCGUAACAAGACUAACCAGGAUGCUGUUCCUUUGAGUUCGGAUUGCUCAGAAUAACAGAGUCGGAGGGACCCUGGAGGUCUUCUAGUCCAACCCCCUGCUCGAGCAGGAGACUUUACACAAUUCUGGACAAAUGGCGGUCAAAUCUCUUCUUUGAAACCUCUAAUGAUGGAGCACUCACAGUUUCUGGAGGAAAAUCCCUUCCACUGGUUAAUUGUCCUCACUGUCAGACAAUUUCUCUUUAGUUCUAGGUUGGAUCUCUCUUCCAUUAGCAUGGGAGGAGAAGAAGGAACUUCAGGGCCCAUGUUGCUUUGCCCCAGGAUGGAGACCUCAUACCAUGCAAGAAGAAAAUUACAUUUCAGAGCAGCAAAGAAGCUUCUGGAGGCCUCCUGCUCCCCUAAGGAAGAGAAGAUAGAAGCAAGGUGAAAUGCUCCCGGUUUGGACCGGAUCGCCCGAUCCGGUAGCGAUGGCGGCGGGUGAUUCGGAGAACCGGUAGCAAAAAUACCUGCGCCCC
Pantherophis guttatus is the source of this 968-nucleotide messenger RNA. The record is from RefSeq and is a predicted model, not a curated record. NCBI's taxonomy places the organism in Eukaryota, Metazoa, Chordata, Lepidosauria, Squamata, Colubridae.